UUGCGGGAUAAAUCUGCUGAAACAUUUUUAUUCUAAUAGUUUUGUGUUAAUCUGUUUAGAGGUUUUUGUUGUUUUUGAAACGUCUGCUACGUGUUCAAAACUUUUCUGGGAUUUAAACAGAUCAGCUUUAUCAGCGUGACGUUGCUGCUGUCCAACGGCACGCUACUUUGAGUUUUUAGGGAUUCUUCGCUGACAGUUUGCAGGAGAAGAGGUGCUUCUGGGAAAUGGAGUGUCAGUGUGAUAAAAACACAGAGGAUGCCGUCGCCAGUUGGUGGAUGAGCGGCAGCAACGCCCAGAUGGGAGCUUUUGCUGUGGUGGGGUAUCUUCUCUACAGGUUUUCUCAGAGUCAGUCACAUGACCUCUCAGACUCACAAACACACUCACAUGGCGUUUAAUUGAUUUGCUCAGAUAAGGAGCUUAAACAGCAGCAGCAGAUUUAUUUUUAUUUCCUCAAACUGAGUUUGAUGAAGACAGAAAAUUAUUUUAUGAACUAAAACUUUAAGCAAUUAUUAUUUUUUUAUACAUCCACACAUCUUAGCUUGUGCUAAACGAUUUAGAUAAUUCAGUGUGACUAAAUAUGAGUUUUGCAUGCAGGAAGAUGAAAAUAGUCUCCUACAUCUAUCUCCUGCAUUAGCUUCUGAUAGAAAAUAGACGGUGAAACUCUAGGAUUAGAAAAGCCUGACAGAUUUACGUCUCACUGUCACUUAACGUUCUUGGACUCACCCGACUUGACUCCCGACGGGGAAGGCUGUUGUUGGUUUAGCGUCCAGGAAACAGCAGAGAAUGUCUCUGCGAGUAGAAGCUAACCGUUAGCAUUAGCGACUCCACCACACAGCAGAACUCCUCGGCUUGUUUCAUUCAUGGAGAUGAAACAUUAACUUUGCGAGCAAACAGAGUCAGUGGUAAUGUCGUGUUGCUGUUACUCGGUCCUAGGCAAAAUGUCCAAAUAUCUGGAAAUAAGACUCCAAAUCCUGCCUGAACCUAGCCUAGUGAACUAGACCAAAUUCUUGCUUUGCAAAGAAUGGUCUAGGCAUGCUCCAUUGGAACCUCUGCAGCUCCUACCAGGACUCUGGAUGGCCAAUCACAGCUCUCUAGAGGGGUUUCAAACACAUAAAGAGCUGUGAUUGGUCCAUAAUGGUGGGCCAAUCAUAAUGCUCUAUCUGCUUAGUGAACAAAUCACAGAGCUUUAUCCGCUUUGUGGGCCAAUCAGGGCACUCUAUAUGCCUGGUGGGUGGGAUGAUGCAACAGAGUGAAACAAGAGGAUGUCACAUUCAUUGUCCAGUAGCAUGCGGAGAUCAUUUGAAAGACAACGGUAGAACCCGCCCCACAACCGAGAGCUGUCAAUGGAGCGUUGCCAGACUAAAUAAUACAUUUAUUUAGUCUGGCUUGCCAGGCUAGCCUGAACCUACUUUCUCCUCCAUCUGAACUCUCUGUGCUGAUACAGGCACUUGUGGACUCCCAAAGUCACGGCAACUCGGUGUCGCCAACAGUCAGGGGAAACCCCAUGGACAACUGGAUAAAACCUCCAGAACCUGACUUGAGCCUACUUGGCUCUCCUCUCUCUCAGUUCUGCUGGCUCACAACACACACAUGCACACAGCAGCUCUAUCAUCUAAAUGUUUCCCAACAAGAACAGAACAUGUAAAACAACUCUUAAAAUUGAGCUUGUAAACAGAACUGAGCAAUCUGUUCCACUAGGCAGCCCGGCUCUGGCCUCUCCUCUUCUUUAGCUGCUCCGACCUUAGAACGUGCGAUUCGUGCACAUCGAGUUCAUGCAGAGGACGGAGAGAUGUCCAGAGGAGCAGUUUGAUGCAUAACUUGGGAUCCAGUCAUUAAUAAUAAUAGUGAUAAUCAUCAUCAUCAUCUAACUUAUAUAGCGCUUGUUUAGGACACUCAAAGACGCUUCCAUGCACUCUCAUAUUCACACACUUUUAGUGAUGGUAAGCUACUUUGUAGCCACAGCCUUCCUGGGGCGGUCUGACAGAGGCGAGGCUGCUAUUUGGCGCCGUCGGCCCCUCUGACCACCACUAACACAGGCAAGUUGGGUGAAGUGUCUUGCCCAAGGACACAACAGCAGGAUACCUCUGGCGGGAGCUGGAAUCGAACCCAUGACCCUCUGAUCAUGAGGCAACCCGCUCUACCUCCUGAGCUACUACUGCCCCUAAAAUUAAAACUGGGACGUUCAAUAUGAUUGGAAGAGGUUGUUCCAGAAUUGAACGUUUCUAUUCAAUUCAAGUUUAUUUAAAUAGCGCCAAAUCACAACAAGAGUCGUCUCAAGGCACUUCACACAGUAAACAUUCCAAUAAAUUUUCAGAGAAGAUUCAAUCAUAUUUUUGGCAAAUUUGAUUAUUUAAUAUAUUAUGCUAUCUGUGUGUGAAGAGCAUUCCAGGCAAUAUGGCAAAAACGGCUCCAGAAAAGCAUCGCAGACCCCUCCUUUUCCUUUCCCACUUCCUGAGGUUAAAGUCCAAUAAAAACCCAGCCCUGCGUUGCCAAAAUGUCUCCUUGUUCCUCCCCAUCAGAUCUACAAAUAUUUAACUGGCUGUCACAAUUGGUAUUUACAGCAUAACAUGAGGCUGAGAUCAGGGCUCAAACCACUCCCUUGUACGCGGAAGUGAAACUUGUUUUUACUGAGGAGAAAUGGCGCAGAGAGGAGCUCAGCUGGAUCAUCUCAAGUAUUCUUGUUCUAUCUGCCUGGACAUCCUGAGGGAUCCUGUGACUAUUCCCUGUGGACACAGCUACUGUAUGGACUGUAUUAAAGUCUACUGGGAUGGAGAGGAUCACAAGCACAUCCACAGCUGUCCUCAGUGCAGACAGAUCUUCAUACCGAGGCCUGUCCUGGUAAAGAACAUCACCUUGGCAGAGUUAGCAGAGGAGCUGAAGGAGACUGGACACUAUGCUGCGCCUGAUGAUGUUCAAACUGCUGGACCUGAAGAUGUGACCUGUGACAUCUGCACUGGAGCGAAACUUAGAGCUGUCAAGUCCUGUUUGGUCUGUUUGGUCUCUUAUUGUGAGGUGCACCUCCAGAAUCAUUAUGAUGUUCCACCAUUGCAGAAACACAAGCUGGUGAAGCCCUCCAAGAACCUCCAGGAGAACAUCUGCCCUCUUCACAAUGAGGCGAUGAAGAUUUUCUGCCGUACUGACCAACAAUCUAUCUGCUAUGUCUGUUUAAUGCAGGACCAUAAAGGUCAUGAAACCGUCUCAGCUGCAGCAGAAAGAGCUGAGAAGCAGAAGGAGCUGGAGGUGAGUCGACAGCUAAUCCAGCAAGUAAUCCAGGACCAAGAGAAAGACGUGAAGCUGCUCCAACAGCAAGUGGAGACCAUUAGUGUCUCUGCUGAUCAAGCAGUGGAGGACAGUGAGGAGAUCGUCUCUCAGCUUAUUCAUCUGAUCCAGAAAAGAAGCUCUGAUGUGAAGCAGCAGAUCAGAUCCCAACAGGAAAUGGAGAUGAGUCGAGUCAGAGUGCUUCAGGAGAAGCUUCAGCAGGAGAUCACAGAGCUGAGGAGGAAAGAUGCUGAGCUGGAGCAGCUCUCACACACAGAAGACCUCAACGUGUUUCUACAGAACCUCGCCUCAGUGUCAGCCCUUGGGGGGUCCACGUGCUCAUACAGCACCAUCAUCCAUCCUCCGAGGGACUUCAGGGAUGUGACAGCAGCUGUGUCCACGCUUAGAGACAAGAUACAGGACAUCCUGAGAGGCAACCAGUCAAACACGUCACUGACAGCUUCUCAGCUGGGUGGUUUAAUGUCAGAACCAGAACCAAAAACCCGGGCCCACUUCUUAGAAUAUUCACAAGGCAUCACACUGGACCCAGACUCAGCGUACAGGUUUCUGAUGUUGACUGAAGGAAGCAGAAAAGCAGCACCAGUCCAGCUACAGCAGUUUCAUUCUCAUCAUCCAGACCGAUUCACUUACUGGUGGCAGGUUCUGAGCAGAGAGGGUCUGAUUGGGCGUUGUUACUGGGAGGUGGAGUUAGAGGGUGAUGGAGUCUAUGUAGCAGCAGCGUACAGGAGCAUCAGCAGAGCGGGCAAGUCAAACGACAGUAUGUUUGGAUAUAACGACAAAUCCUGGUCCUUACGCUGUGCCUCAAACAGCUACACGUUUUGGCACAAUGAGGUCCUCACUCCAGUGUCUGGUCCUCGGUCGUCCAGGAUAGGGGUGUAUCUGGAUCACAGAGCUGGUGUUCUGUCCUUCUACAGCGUUGGCAAAGACACAACUCUCCUCCACAGAGUCCAGACCCGGUUCCACCAGCCGCUGCAUGCUGGAAUUUCAUUUUUUGAUUAUGGAGAAUCUGCUGAGUUCGUUAAACUGAAAUAGAUCAUUUAAGGAUCGACGGAUUAGACAGAGCAGAAUGAGAAGAAACCAUUUUUAAAAUGGCACCUCUCAAGAUAAAAAUCACCAGGCGAUUCACAAGAACAAGAAAUAAAAACAUUGAAACAAUAAAAAAUUGUAUUGUAAUGAAAAAUUGGAAAAAAGGAAAAAUUGAAAAUGUGAGAAGGAACAAAUGAAUAGGAAAAAGAAAAUCACAGAAUCGUGAGAAAGGCAGAAUUAGUAGAAACAGCACCAUGAAGAGAAGGUAUGAAGAAUCAGCAGAAGGUCACACCAAAGCCUGAACAAGUGAGUCUUCAGCUGCUUUACAGGAGUCCACUGAGUCCACUGAUCUCAGGCUCAGGGGGAGAGAGGUCCAGAGUCUGGGGGCCACAGCAGCAAAUGAUCUGUCACCUUUGGUCUUUAGCCUGGUGCUGCACAACCAGUAGGCUUUGAUCACUGGACCUCAGGGACCUGCUGGGGUGUAGGGACUAAGAAGAUCACCAAUGUAAGAUGGUGCUUGUCCAUGUAAGGCCCUAUAGACCAGAACCAGGAUCCUGAAAUGAACCCUGAAGUUGACUGGCAGCCAGUGAAGCUGGAGGAGAAGCGGGGUGAUGUGGGUGUGUUUGGAGGACUUGGUCAGAAGCCGAGCACAGGCAUUCUGAACCACCUGUAGACGGUUCAGAGAGGUUCUGCUCAGACACGUGAAAAGAGAGUUACAGUAGUCUAAGCGUGAGGAGAUGAAGGUGUGGAGAACUGUCUCAAGUUCAGAGCGGGACAGAAUGGGACUCAGCUUAGCAAUGUUCCUGAGAUGGAAGAAGGAAGAGCGACCAAGAGAACUGACAUGAGAAUCCAGGGUGAGGGCUGGGUCAAAGGUCACAACAGAUGUGUAGAAUAUGUCUGUCCGGGACUUUUAAAAUCAGAUUUUAUCAGUCACGCUAUUGUUAGAUAUUUAAUAAUGUUCUAAUUAACAUACAGGCGACCUGUAAUUGUCAUGAUUAUCAUUAAAUAGGAUUAUUGUAAACGUGAUUCUCUUUACUGAACAAACUAAUGAUGAAAUUAUGAUCAUCCAUCCAUUGUCUGAGCCCGCUUUGUCCACGUAGGG
Molecule: messenger RNA, 5407 nt
Organism: Nothobranchius furzeri (turquoise killifish)
Lineage: Eukaryota; Metazoa; Chordata; Actinopteri; Cyprinodontiformes; Nothobranchiidae
Source: RefSeq, a predicted model, not a curated record